Messenger RNA from Plasmodium gallinaceum, 3030 nucleotides. RefSeq names its product conserved Plasmodium protein, unknown function. The transcript has a single exon. Gene Ontology annotation, biological process: protein transport; protein unfolding; 'de novo' cotranslational protein folding. The record is from RefSeq and is a predicted model, not a curated record. NCBI's taxonomy places the organism in Eukaryota, Apicomplexa, Aconoidasida, Haemosporida, Plasmodiidae. The coding region runs from base 1 to 3030 and encodes 1009 amino acids. Gene Ontology annotation, molecular function: peptidyl-prolyl cis-trans isomerase activity; protein folding chaperone; ribosome binding.
AUGGUUAUUAGAAAUAAAAUAAUAAUUCUAAAAAUCUUGCUUUUCAUAUAUGUUAUUUUAUUUAUUGAAGGUUUACAAUACUUCAAUUUAUUAAGCAAAAAUAAUGAAAGCAUAAAUAAAUUAAUAAUUAGCUUUAAAAGGCACAAAACUUUUAUAAAAAAAACAGUAAAUGAAAAAAAUAAGAACAAUUUUUAUAUUCCAUUAAAAAUUAACAAACAAAAAAUAAAAAUUAAUAGUGAUGUUAACAAAAUAAAACAUUACGCUUACUUUAAUUCUUUACUACAAAAAAAAUCACUUUUUCUCUUUUCAAAAAAAAAUAGUAAUGAAAGGAAAAGUUAUCUAUCCAAAAAAAAAUACUCGUAUAAAAAAAAAUUCAUUUUAUAUGAAAAUGGAAGGAAUAAUAAUAUAACAGAAGAAAAGAAAAUUAACUUAAUUAACAAUAUACAAAAGAACUAUUUGUCAAUUGAUUUAACUGAUGAAAAUAAUGAGACCAGUGAUAUAUUACUAAAAAUACAUAUAAAAGGUAAAUUGAGAGAAUAUUACUAUGAUUUUUGUGUAAAAAAGUAUAAAGAAAAUAAAUUAAAAGAAAAUAAAUAUGAAUAUUCAUAUUUAAAUGAUGUUCCUAUCAACAAUUUAAUUAAUUAUAUAGAUAAAAAUGACUACUUUAGAAUUUUUUUAAAAUAUGUUAACGAAGAUAUUAUAAAAGUUUACAAAAGUAUAAAAAAUUUACAUUUAAUAGGGUCACCAAGAUUAUUAAAUAGAAUUGAUCAUAUUCAUAUAAGUAAAUUUGAUGAUAUAACUUUAAAUUUUUCAAUUGAUAAAUAUCCAACUAUCAAAUUUAAUAAAUCAUAUAUAAAUUUAGAUUUAAUUGUCAAAAUACCUCCAUAUGAAAAGGGUUCUGCAUUUAAAGAAUUCUUAAAAAUUCUUAAAAGCGAAAAUGAAAUUACAAUAGAUUCUGAUGAAAAUUAUAAAGUUGAAUGGAAUAAUGAUGUUCAAAUAAAUGUUUUAAGAGGAUGGGUUUAUAACUUUAAUAAUAUUUAUUAUGAUGAAUUCUGCAAAGUUGAAUCAAAUAACAAUAAAAAAAUUGGGAUCAUAAAUAAUGAAAAAAAAGUAAUGGAUGAGGAAAGUGUUGAUAAGGAAAAAGAUAUAUUGAAAAAUAAUAAAAUUAACGACUUAAUAGACAUAGAUAAGGAUGAGGAAAGUUUUAUUAACAACUCAGAUAAUUAUAAGGAAAAUUCAAAAGAUGAAAAUGAUGAAAACUUAUUUAAUGAUACAGCUAAUGAUAAUAGUGAUUAUGAAUUUUUGAAAAAUGUGGAAUACAAUAGCUAUUUUAAACAAGGUUACCAAUUACCUAAUAAUAUUAUUUCAAUGAACAACUCCACCGUCUCAAUAAAAGAAAAUUAUAAUCCUUUAGGUCUUAAUGAAUCUUUAAUUGGAAUGGGAAGAAAUGAAAAAAAAAAUAUAACUGUAUAUAUACCAAUUUAUUUAUUCAAAGACUAUUUUCAAAAUAAUCAAUUGCAUUAUGAUAAAAAUAUAGAUGAAGUUAUUAAUUUAAAAGAAAUCAAUAAAGAAAGCAUAAAUAAAUUUAGAGAAAUAAUCUAUAAAGAAAUUAAAAAAAUGAAACAUAACAGUGUUUUUCAAAAAAUAGAAGAUGUUUUAAAAAAGAAUGAAAAUAAGUUUUUUGACAAUAAUACUCUAGAAAAAUCCUUGAAAAAGCAUGAUGAAAAUAAUGAAGAGAAAAAAGAACAUGAAGAGGAGAAUAAUGCAAAUAGCAAAACAGAAGAGGAAUAUUAUUAUGAAAGUAAUGAGGAAGAUAUUGAUUCUAUCCUAAAUGAUGAUGACGUUAUAUGUGAUGAAGAUAAAAAUGAAAAAAAAAAAAAAAAUAAACAAAAUGAAAAAAAUGAGAUAGAUGAAAAUAAGGAAAAAAAUGAAGAAGUAAAUUUCAAUAAAAGAUUUGAUAAGUAUUUAGAAGAAUUAUUAAAAGAUGACAUUAAUUCACUUGACAAUAAUUUAUAUAACAUAAAAAAUGAUAAAACAAAAGAAAUUUUUCAAAAUAUUUGUGAUUUUAGUGAAAACGAUAAAGAAGAAAUGGUUGAUGAAGAUUUACAUGAUUAUAUAUUAGGAAAAAGUGACUUAAUUAAAUGUGUUUUAGAAGUGGAAGUAUUAAAUAUUAAGAUAAGAAAAGAACAAAAUCAAAAUAUAAAUGAUUAUAUUUUAAAAAAAUACAAUAAAACAUAUGAUGAAUUAUAUGAUGACAUAGAAGAAAGAGCUAUAAAGGAUAUACAAAAUAAAUGUAUUCAACAAAAAAGAAUGGAGGCAUAUAAAAAAUUAAUGGAAAUAACUUCUUUAAAUGUCCCCAUAACUUUAUUUCGUGCACAAGGAAAAAGAAUGUAUAAUAACUAUCUUAAAAAUAUGAAAAUGAAAAAGGAUGAAAAUGAAAAAACAGAAAACAUUUUGAAUUUUGAAGAUUAUAUAAAAAAAUCGCAAAAGGAUAUUUACGAUCAGAUCAAAUUUUCUUUUAUAGUUAAAUCAAUUUUUCAAAAUUCUAAUUUAAAAUUAAAUUACGAAGAAAUUAUAAAAGACGUUAUAAAAGCAUUAAUUAAAACGCCAACAAAUAAUGUAAAAAAUUUAAUAAAGAGAAUUUACACUAUACAUCAAGCUCAAUGUGUUCUGGAUUUUGUUUCUCUCAAUGCUAAUACUUCAUAUGAUACAGAUCAUUCAUCUAUUAAUUUUUCCGUUAACUUAAAAAAAGGGUCACAUUAUACAAAUGAAUUUUUAAAUGAAGAUUCACAUAAAUUAAAUAAAUCAGAAAUACUUGAUGAUAUAAAUUUACUUGAAAAGGACAAAAACAACAAUAAAUUAUGUAAUGAAAAAAGUGAAGAAAAAAUUCUUCACUUUAACGACGAUGGUCAUUAUGUAAUUGAAAAAAAAAAAGAAAAUGAAGAAAGCAUUGAAUUAGAAUAUUAUACAUUUAGAAAAGGUGCUAACUACACUAAAUAUUUUCACGACAAAAAUAAAAAAAGCAAUUAA